AUGAAGAUGUCCAUUCAUGUGCUUUGGCGUUCUGGCAGUAGCAAUAUCCUCUCUACCAAUGGGCUUGUAACACUCACCUGUGCCUCACAGUAUCAUCAGGGUUGCAAUGCAGGUCUUUGCGGCCGAGCCCAGCAAUGCGGUCAGAGCGUUGUGCGGGGGCAGCCUGGCUGCGAGCGCAGCUGCUGCCGCACUUGGGUGCGACGCGUGGGAAGAGCAGCACGGAAGUUGGAUGCUGAUAACUAUGAGACUGAUCCGUGUCUGAAAGAGAUUCGGAGAGCAGAAAAUUAUUCCUGGAUGGAUAUAAUAACUAUACAUAAAGACAAGCUUCCCAAUUACGAGGAGAAGAUAAAAACAUUUUAUGAAGAACAUUUACACCUAGAUGAUGAAAUUCGCUACAUCUUAGAUGGAUCUGGCUAUUUUGAUGUUCGAGACAAGGAUGACAAAUGGAUCCGGAUUUCUAUGGAAAAAGGAGACAUGAUAACCCUCCCUGCUGGCAUUUAUCACCGAUUCACACUGGAUGAGAAUAAUUAUGUGAAGGCAAUGAGGCUAUUUGUUGGAGAACCCGUCUGGACAGCAUACAACAGGCCAGCUGAUGAUUUUCCUGCACGGAAACAGUAUAUGAAGUUCUUGGGUGAAGAAGCACAGUAAUAGUGCUGGAGACCUGACAGGUGGAACAGCCUGGAGCCCUGUGAAAAUAAAUACAACUGGUGGCUUUUCACUGAUUAUAC
This is a messenger RNA of Chaetura pelagica (chimney swift), 728 nucleotides long. RefSeq names its product acireductone dioxygenase 1 (gene ADI1). The coding region runs from base 1 to 648 and encodes 215 amino acids. The record is from RefSeq and is a predicted model, not a curated record. Gene Ontology annotation, molecular function: acireductone dioxygenase [iron(II)-requiring] activity. The transcript is spliced from 5 exons. NCBI's taxonomy places the organism in Eukaryota, Metazoa, Chordata, Aves, Apodiformes, Apodidae.